Molecule: messenger RNA, 339 nt
Organism: Podospora anserina S mat+
Lineage: Eukaryota; Fungi; Ascomycota; Sordariomycetes; Sordariales; Podosporaceae
Exons: 4
Coding region: 1-339 (112 amino acids)
Biological process (GO): mitochondrial electron transport, cytochrome c to oxygen
Cellular component (GO): mitochondrial inner membrane
Molecular function (GO): enzyme regulator activity
Source: RefSeq, a predicted model, not a curated record
AUGAUUGCCCAGCGCCAGGUUAUGCGGUUCGCCGCCCAGCUGCGCAACCAGACCCAGCGCCGCCUUGCCAGCACCGAGCACGCCGGCGAGAACGCCUUCGUCCGUGAGCGCCGUCACGUCAAGGAGCACGCCAAGGGCACCACCGAGCUCUGGCGCAAGAUCUCCCUCUACACCGUCCCUCCCGCCCUCAUCCUCGCUUCCCUCAACGCUUACAACCUCUGGAACGAGCAUUGGGAGCACUGGUCUCACAUGCCCCCUCUUGAGGAGCGUGUCGAGUACCCCUACCAGAACAUCCGCACCCGCAACUACCAGUGGGGCGAUGGUGACAAGCUGGAAUGA